UCUGCAAAUCCAAAAUUCUCUCUCUUACCUGUCUGAAAGCGCCGUCAGAUCUUCGACAAGAUCGCUAAGGCGACUUUCAAUCGCCCCCGCCGUCUUCUCUCUCUUUAUAACCUAUCCCUUCAAAUUGGUCUUCUCGGUGGUUCUCUCUUUAUUGACUGCUGUUUGAAUUUAGAAAGUGAAAUGGUAAGGGAUGUGGUGAACUAACUGAUGAAUUUAUCCAGUCAUGGAUCUAGAGAAAUGGGCAGCAGCAAUUUUGUGACUGAGAGAGGGUUAUUAGGGUUUCAGUCAUGGCGCAGGAAGCUACUCAGAGUUGGAUAUCUUCUUACAAGGGGAUGUCCUCUGAUAACAUCAAGGGUUUGAUAUUAGCACUGUCUUCGAGCUCCUUCAUUGGUGCCAGCUUCAUUAUAAAGAAGAAAGGUUUAAAAAAGGCCGGCGCAUCGGGAGUUAGGGCAGGUGUUGGAGGCUAUUCUUACUUAUAUGAACCACUUUGGUGGACGGGCAUGAUAACAAUGAUUGUUGGGGAAGUUGCUAAUUUUGCAGCCUAUGCAUUUGCACCAGCAAUCCUGGUUACUCCACUUGGCGCACUCAGCAUUAUUAUCAGUGCUGUACUUGCGCAUAUUAUCUUACGGGAGAAGCUACAUAUUUUCGGUAUUCUUGGUUGUGUUCUGUGUGUUGUGGGGUCAACAACUAUUGUUUUACAUGCUCCUCAAGAGCAAGAAAUUGAAUCUGUGGCACAAGUAUGGGAUCUUGCUACUGAGCCAGCUUUUCUUUUGUAUAUGGCUUUGGUAUUAGCAGCAGUUUUUAUACUUGUAGUCCAUGUUAUCCCACAGUAUGGACAAACACAUAUAAUGGUCUAUAUUGGAGUGUGUUCACUUGUAGGUUCUCUAUCGGUCAUGAGUGUUAAAGCAUUAGGAAUUGCUUUGAAGUUAACAUUCUCAGGAAUGAAUCAGCUGAUGUACCCCCAAACAUGGACAUUCGCUGUUGUUGUAAUUACAUGUGUUAUUACUCAAAUGAACUAUUUAAACAAGGCACUUGAUACUUUCAAUACUGCUAUUGUAUCUCCUAUCUACUAUGUGAUGUUUACAUCAUUAACCAUUUUGGCCAGUGUGAUCAUGUUUAAGGACUGGGAUCGACAAAAUCCAACACAGAUUGUCACAGAAAUGUGUGGGUUUGUUACUAUUCUGUCUGGGACAUUCCUUCUUCACAAAACCAAGGACAUGGCAGAUGGUCCAUUGACCUCCCGCCUCUCCAAGCACUCAGAAAUGGAUGGGUUAGAUCCUGAAGGCAUCCCCCUUAGGUGCCCGGAAGCCUUGCGGUCACCGUAAUACUUCGUUAUUUGUUUUGCUAUCUUUCAUACUUUUUGGAGGGAGCUGAUUGUCACCAACCUGUACUUCAAAUGUUUGAUCGAUACUUUCGUAUCUUUUUUGAUACAAUUAAAAGGCCAGGAGGGUCCUAUGAAUCAGAAUGAAACAAUAGCCUUUGGCAAAGGAUUGUACCCUCCAAAUCUUCCCUCCGAGGCUUGUGAGGCAUUUC
Telopea speciosissima is the source of this 1533-nucleotide messenger RNA. Its product is annotated as probable magnesium transporter NIPA4. NCBI's taxonomy places the organism in Eukaryota, Viridiplantae, Streptophyta, Magnoliopsida, Proteales, Proteaceae. The transcript is spliced from 9 exons. Gene Ontology annotation, molecular function: magnesium ion transmembrane transporter activity. Gene Ontology annotation, cellular component: membrane. Bases 288 to 1325 code for a protein of 345 amino acids. Gene Ontology annotation, biological process: magnesium ion transport. The record is from RefSeq and is a predicted model, not a curated record.